CGGAAGGAGGUCGAUAGAUCAGGAAACGUUUAUUUCCGGUCGGACUCGGACUUGUAGAAAAAAGGAAAUCGUUUUAAACACAAAGAGGGUCGUCGUUUUCAACAGAUGUAUCCGAGAAGCAGAAUCGUGGCUAGUGAUAAUGAUCGUGAAUUACUUAAAACUGAUAGAUACUUUGCGUUAGUCCGUCAGCGUCGCGUCUAUACUACGUUGUAACUGCGAAAGUCUCGGAUUCGGAAAGCAAAUUGUUUGGCUCUUGAAAGAAACUGUACUCCAAGAACGAGAAGCAUUUUCAGGAAUAAUUUUUAUUAAUUUUUGUUUUGUUCCAAGAAUUUUUUUUUCCUAUAUUCGUGCGGCACGCAGUCUAGCACUCAGAAAGGAGAAAGAUGGCACGUAUUAAAUCGAAGUGCGGGAAGCGCUUGAACGUGGGUACGCAGUUGCUGGCCUUGCCACUGACCGCGCCGGGAGAGGAUCAUCUGUGUACUUUUUGUCAUCUUUUGAAGAUGUUUUUGAGGGUUUAGUUCUUGGCCGUGGAAGUGCCGAGUAGGAUGAUUCGAAGUGCGGAAGCUUGCAGUUCUCUUGAAGUACAUAUUCCGGACAAAUAUUGGAUCCAACUAAACUGAAAAAAAUCAGCGUGGUGUGUCAAUGCGUACGAAAACUUGCGUGGUACGCAGAACAUCCCGCCCCUGGAUGAGGACGAGCAGACUGGCAUCCCGUUGAGCGAUGUGGUGCAUGCGGAUGGCUCGGUAUUUGAAUCAUGAAAAAGUUUUCAUUAUUUUUCGGAAAAAGGACAGGUAGUUCUUGUAUGACUUUUUCACUAUGAUGCACAAGCACAACACUAGUGCUACGAGAUUUGAGUGCUCGAUGCGAUUCUGAGAAGAGAGAACUCUAUUACGAAUGACAGACCUUCGUGUUGGAGAAGGAACUGUUGGUGAACACGCAGAAUGAGAAAACGGAGGAGCAGAAGGAGAAGAAAGUAGUGGAGAAGGCGACGCGGAAGAAGGUCGUCUCGGAGCUCCGCCCGACGGACAAGAACGACCCACCGCCGCCGAAGGAGGCGGAUUACCCCGAUUUCGACAAAUACAAGCAGGCGAAUGAGGAGUACCUGAAGAACGCGCUGGCCACACCAGUGAGGGAAAGAACGAAGAAUCAGCAGCAAUGGCUCGCGCAAAGGGAGAGAAAUAGGCAGGAGUCAUGGGCAAUGGAAUACGGCAAUUGGAUGUAGCUUUCCUCUAGGGCGGAAUGGUCAAAGUGCUGACAUGAUCGACUAGUGCUAACAACACUUUAGGCACUGCAGGAGUAAAAUGUAUAGUACGGUAGAUCGACGGAGGAACAGUUCCUACAAGAGAGAAAUGUAGUUUAUUCGAAGUGCUAAUAUUUUAUCCGAAAUCCCCCAUCGAUGUCGUCCUGGUUGUUGAUACAGUAAGUGUAUUUUGUAGGAUUAGGAGAACAUCAAGCAAAGUGAAAGUAGCGCUUUUCUCAUUGUUUCGCUUAUCAUGCGUGCUCGCUUGUUUACGUCAGACGUUUACUACUGUACGAACAGAUCUGCUUCACUGCCUGCGCAAGGAAAGCUCCUGACCAGGUAUUGAAUGAUGCCUGUCCGAAGUUUCUUCACUUUCACAAAAAUAAAAGUUGCUUUAAUAAAGUUUACCCUUACAACGUACUAUGGUUCCUCUGUAUCAAGUCGAUGACUUUGUGUAUGAUGUAAUCGCGACGUCGAAAUCAAAUGCCCUGGAUCAAAAUGCAAAGCGUGUUUCGCAUCUUUCUUUUAG
Molecule: messenger RNA, 1769 nt
Organism: Amoebophrya sp. A120
Lineage: Eukaryota; Dinophyceae; Syndiniales; Amoebophryaceae
Source: the annotation of a GenBank genome assembly